Molecule: messenger RNA, 324 nt
Organism: Macrosiphum euphorbiae (potato aphid)
Lineage: Eukaryota; Metazoa; Arthropoda; Insecta; Hemiptera; Aphididae
Source: the annotation of a GenBank genome assembly
AUGUUUAAAAGUUUUAAAAACAGUGAGUUAGCAAUUAUAGCGCUUGCGUUAGAAGAAGAAGACGAGAAAUGGAGAAGUGAACAUAAAAGAAAGAAAAAAAUGUGGAUACACAAUGCAUGGAAGUCAAGAACCAUUGAGGGGGAAUUUUUCACGUUGUUACCUCAUCUAAUGGAUGAUGAAACAAAGUUUUAUGAGUAUUUUAGAAUGGCUCAAACAACAUUUUACGAUCUUUUGAUGGAGCUAGAAGAGAGGUUGAAAAAACAAGACACUUUUUGGAGGUUAUCAAUAACACCAAAACAACGUUUGGCUGUAUUUUUAAGGUAA